Molecule: messenger RNA, 1630 nt
Organism: Daldinia decipiens
Lineage: Eukaryota; Fungi; Ascomycota; Sordariomycetes; Xylariales; Hypoxylaceae
Product: 5-formyltetrahydrofolate cyclo-ligase
Exons: 4
Coding region: 289-1059 (256 amino acids)
Biological process (GO): folic acid-containing compound biosynthetic process; tetrahydrofolate interconversion
Cellular component (GO): mitochondrion
Molecular function (GO): 5-formyltetrahydrofolate cyclo-ligase activity
Source: RefSeq, a predicted model, not a curated record
CAGAUCCAUUAUUUGAACAUCACCGAUAAUGAAAGUUAUGUAUGUAAAUAGGUGUCAGAUGCCACACCUAAGGUAAGAUAGAUCAGACCUAUUAUAAUUUAUAAUAUUGUAAGCCCUAAUUCGUUGGUGGGGCUCGGCCAACACUAGUUCCGAUUUGUGGUCGCUAUCUAGACGCUGAAGAGUUCGAGUCUCAACACAGGAGAACGUGGGUCAGAUGACAGAUGUAACUUCACAACUUACAUCGGGGGGUUUGUACGGAUUAUACUCGGUUCCAAUAGCUCUGAGAGUAUGUCACAGGAGCCAGAGAUGAAUUCUGCUGCUCUGAGUGCUGCCAAGUUGCAGCUUCGCUCAUCAAUGAAGCAGCGACUCGCAAACCUCUCGCAAGAAUCCAUCUUAUCUCAGAGCGCAAGAGUCUUCGACUCGUUAUGCAAAUUCAAACCGUACGUUGGUGCGAAGAGAGUAGCGGUCUACCUGUCUAUGCAUGGUGGGGAAAUCCAGACAGAUCCUAUUGUUAGACAUGCUUUAUCUUCGGGCAAGCAGGUAUUCGUGCCUUACUUACACAGAUCCGGCUUACAACUAAACGAUGGACCGACGAGACUUAUGGACAUGGUAAGUCUGAAGGACGUCGAGGACUACGAGUCUCUAAAAAGAGACAAGUGGGGCAUCCCAAGUGUUGACGCCUCUACGGUGCACGAAAGAAAGCGGAGUGUGGGCGAGCUUGAUGGCAAAAGAUCUGAGGAUAUCUCGCUGGAUUUAAUCCUUAUGCCUGGUGUUGCCUUCGAUGUCGACCCACAGUCUAAAGCCAUCCGAAGGCUAGGUCAUGGCAAGGGUUUCUACGACUAUUUUCUCCAUCGAUAUGCAUUGGCUGCUUCACCCGAAGAGAAGACACGAAAUGGUCGACCAGCUGUAUUAUUAUAUGCUCUAGCCUUGAAGGAACAACUUAUCUCCCCGUCUUCGGGAGAAUCUGUUCCGGUUGGACCCCAUGAUCAACCAAUAGAUGGCCUCUUUCUCGGAGAUGGUCAAAUCAAAGAGUCUGCGAAUAACGGCGACGCAAACUAAAAUGAGCACACCUUGACCAAGUUUGGGCGUCCCUGAUUAUCCAUGAUUAUCCGCAAUAAUAUCCUUAUGGAUAUGCAUAAAAGCGCAAUCCUUAAUAACUUCCCCAGCUGCAAUCGUUUCUUGAUCUUUUCAUACGGCUUCUUGGAUCAACGACACGUUGUCACCCUUUAGCAAGAUUUGUCCUAAGUGUCUUCUCUUCUCCUCUGUAUUUGUCUUUGUGAUUUGCUUUACUUCGACCGCGUCAUCAAUAACAAGGUUCAUGAAUUCGUCGAAUCCCCUAAUUUUACCCUCGAUUCUGAUUGACAAUUGUUCAUAUAACCAGAUCUUGACAGUCGCGUGUGUUUGGAGAAGCUUGAAGAUGAAGUUGAUGGGAGGAAGCAAGAUCUUGCGUCCGCCACCGCCGCCACGACCGGUCAUCUUGAUAUAUUUGAGUGUGAGUUAGUACUAGAUAUUCCUUGUCGGCGUAUUGACGAGUUGGCUGGACGUAGAAUCGGAAAGUACAACAAUGGCGCGUGGGUGUAUUAACGUAUCUUGUUUGAUUUUUGGUAGUAAAUUGGAAAUUGGACAAGGC